Messenger RNA from Neltuma alba, 1791 nucleotides. RefSeq names its product probable LRR receptor-like serine/threonine-protein kinase MEE39. The transcript is spliced from 11 exons. The record is from RefSeq and is a predicted model, not a curated record. Gene Ontology annotation, biological process: protein phosphorylation. Gene Ontology annotation, molecular function: ATP binding; protein kinase activity; protein binding. Bases 5 to 1600 code for a protein of 531 amino acids. NCBI's taxonomy places the organism in Eukaryota, Viridiplantae, Streptophyta, Magnoliopsida, Fabales, Fabaceae.
AGCAAUGGCAACAGCUGAUUCAGAUGCUCCUCCAAUCUUAAAUGCCUACGAAAUUUAUGAAGCCAUCUCACAACCUGAUUCUCCUACGGCAACACAAGAUGUUGAUGCCAUGUUGGAAAUAAAGCAUACUUAUGGGAUCUCUAGAAUUAGUUGGCAAGGGGACCCAUGUGUUCCAUCUAAAUUAGCAUGGGAUGGCCUGAUUUGCAGCUCCGAAAAUAAUAUAAGGAUCCUUUCAUUGAACUUGAGCUCAAGCAGCCUCAAAGGUGAAAUAAGUGAAUCGUUUGCUAAAUUAUUAAAAUUGGAGUCAUUGGAUUUGUCAAAUAAUGAACUGAUUGGACAACUACCAGAGUUUCUCUCAACUCUUCCGAAUUUGAAGUUCAUUAAUUUAGCAGGAAACAAGCUCACUGGUUUAAUUCCCAAGGCUUUGAAGGAAAAUGCUGGAUUGCAGCUAAGUGUGGCCAACAAUCCAGGUCUUUGCCAAAAGAGUUCCUGCAAAAAACACAAUUUUGUAAUUCCACUUAUUGCAUCAGUUGCGGCUUUGGUCAUCCUAACUGUUAUUGUUGCCCUGGUGAUCUGGAGAUUUAGACAUAAAAGAGUCAUCCUAAGUGAAUUUCAAAAAAGGGAAGCUGCAAAAGAUAACAAUCAAUCAUUUUCUUACACGGAGGUACUCCGUAUCACAAACAAUUUAGAAACUGCUAUUGGAGAAGGAGGGUUUGGAAAAAUUUACCUUGGUACUUUAGAAGAUGGCACAAAGGUUGCUGUUAAGCUACUUUCUCCAUCUUCAAGGCAAGGCUAUAAGGAAUUUCAAUCAGAGGCUCAACUCUUAACAGUCAUUCAUCAUAGAAACUUGGUUUCACUAGUUGGGUUUUGUGAUGAAAACGACAUCAAAGCGUUGGUUUAUGAAUAUAUGGAUCUUGGAGACCUCAGCGGACUAUUGUCAGAGAAAAACUCAAAAGUUUUAAAGUGGAAUGAGAGACUUCAAGUUAGUAUAGAUGCAGCAAGAGGACUGGAAUAUCUUCAUCAUGGUUGUAAGACUCCCAUAAUUCAUAGAGACUUAAAACCAUCCAAUAUUCUGUUAAAUCAGUCCAUGGUAGCCAAGCUUGCUGAUUUUGGAUUAUCAAGAGCAUUUAAAAAUGAAAGAGAUACUCAUCUAUCAACUCAACCAGCUGGUACGCCUGGUUUUAUUGAUCCUGAAUUUCAAAAGUCCGGAAACCUAAACAAAGAAAGUGACAUCUAUAGUUUUGGGAUGAUUCUUCUUCAACUUAUCACAAGCCAUCCACCGGUGAGAAGAGAACUUGAGGAUAUAUGUUUCAUCAUUGAUUGGAUUCGUCCAAAAAUUGAAUGUGGGGAUAUCCAAGGCAUUGUUGACCUAAGGUUGGCAGGUGAAUUCAAUGUUUGUUCCGCAUGGAAGGCUGUGGAGACAGCAAUGUCAUGCAUUGCACCACAGCGCACCCAAAGGCCAGACAUUAGUUAUGUGUUGCUUGAACUAAGGGAAUGUUUAGCUAUGGAGAUUGGUCUUUCGAAUUCAAAUGGUAUACCAAGCCAUCCAAUCAAUCAUUCUGGGAAUCUUGAUUCAAUCACCCUCCCCUCAGCUAGGUAGUUUCUUUGCAUUAGUUUAUACUAAAAUGGAUGUUGUUGUGUGUAAUAUAAAGUGGUUUCUCAUUGGACUUGUUCUACAGAAGUUAUGUUUUUUUGGAUUAUGAAACUUCCUGACUUGAUCAUGGUUGUGACAUCUCUCUCUGUUAAUUUGCUACUGAAGUUUCAGUUGAUUAGUGGGUUUCUAUGGCUCUA